This is a messenger RNA of Salvia splendens (bonfire salvia), 2360 nucleotides long. RefSeq names its product ATP-dependent DNA helicase Q-like 2. The record is from RefSeq and is a predicted model, not a curated record. Gene Ontology annotation, molecular function: four-way junction helicase activity; ATP binding; 3'-5' DNA helicase activity. Gene Ontology annotation, biological process: double-strand break repair via homologous recombination. Gene Ontology annotation, cellular component: mediator complex; chromosome; cytoplasm. The transcript has 20 exons. The coding region runs from base 135 to 2228 and encodes 697 amino acids. Lineage: Eukaryota; Viridiplantae; Streptophyta; Magnoliopsida; Lamiales; Lamiaceae.
CGACUUCACAUCCUUUUCUUCACCAGAGAAUACACAGCAAAAAUUUCGCGGCGAAACCGAGACAAUUUCGAUUUUCUGUGUGUUUUGAGAAUUUCGUUCAAUUAUUUAGGAAAAUUAACACUUUAAUAAGUGAAAUGGGGACAACCGAAGAAAUUUUAACGGAGCUUCUCGGCGUUGAAAUGGAACUUCAGGAUGUUCAAGAGCAAAUAAAGGCGUUGCUCGAACAACAAGAAAAUUUACAUGAGAGGCAAUCCGAACUUAAAGCUCUACUGGAACAUAAUGAGUUAUCUUGGAGCCAUGGAGGAGAUGAAGCUUCUGUUUCUGUGGAGAACUGGUCUGGGCCAUUUGAAUGGGAUUCUCAAGCUGAUGAUGUUAGGCUAAAUGUCUUUGGCAUAUCUGCAUAUCGUGCAAAUCAGCGAGAGAUCUUAAAUGCAAUCAUGAGUCGAAGAGAUGUUUUAGUGAUCAUGGCAGCUGGGGGAGGCAAGAGCUUGUGCUACCAACUUCCAGCAGUCCUCAGAGAAGGAGUGGCUCUUGUUGUUAGCCCUUUGCUGUCACUUAUUCAGGACCAGGUAAUGGGUCUGGCUGCUCUGGGUAUCAAAGCUUUCAUGUUAACAUCAACAACCAACAAGGAUGAUGAGAAGUUCAUUUAUAAAGCUCUAGAAAAGGGAGAAGGAGAGCUGAAAAUAUUGUACGUCACUCCAGAAAAGAUAUCAAAAAGCAAGCGGUUUAUGUCAAAAUUGGAGAAGUGCCAUCAUGCUGGUCGGCUCUCUCUGAUUUCCAUUGAUGAGGCACAUUGCUGUAGUCAAUGGGGUCAUGAUUUUCGUCCAGACUACCGGAAUCUUGGUAUAUUAAAGACUCAGUUUCCUGAUGUUCCCAUGGUUGCUUUGACUGCCACUGCAACGAAGAAAGUACAAGAAGAUCUGAUUGAUAUGCUACAUAUUCCAAGAUGUGUCAAGUUUGUCAGUUCGGUCAACAGGCCCAAUCUCUUUUACAUGGUACGAGAUAAAUCAUCCCUUGCAAAGUCAGCAGUUGAUGACAUAGCUGAAUUCAUACAAACAUCAUAUCCAAAUAAAGAAUCUGGGAUAGUAUAUUGCUUUUCUCGAAAAGAGUGUGAACAGGUUGCAACAGAAUUGCGAGAGAGGGGAAUCACUGCUGAUUAUUACCAUGCAGAUAUGGAUGUCCAUGCUCGUGAGAAAGUUCAUACAAGGUGGAGUAACAGCAAGUUACAAGUCAUUGUUGGCACGGUGGCUUUUGGAAUGGGAAUAAAUAAGCCAGAUGUCAGGUUCGUUGUUCAUCACAGCCUAAGCAAAUCAAUGGAGACAUAUUACCAGGAGAGUGGUCGAGCAGGAAGAGAUGGGCUUCCUUCUGAGUGCUUGCUAUACUUUAGACCAGCUGAUGUUCCUCGCCAGAGCUCAAUGGUUUUCUACGAAAAUGCAGGGUUGCCAAAUCUGUAUGACAUUGUGCGAUACUGUCUGUCUAAACAGCAAUGUCGGCGGGGAGCUAUCUUUAAGCAUUUUGCGGAGCCUUUACGAGAUUGCAAUGGGAUGUGUGAUAAUUGUGCCUCCAACAAUGAGUUCAAGGAGCUGGAUGUAUCUGAUCAUGCAAAAUUUGUAGUAUCAAUGUUGCAAGAAAUACUAGAGAAAGAGCAAAGGGCAACAAUGUUGCAAUUAGUUGACAAGAUGAAGAUCAGAAACAAGGAUAUGGAUCCCGUGCUAAAAAAGGAGCAAAUGGAACAAUUAAUAGUUCAACUUGUAGUGGAUCGUGUUUUGAAAGAAGAAUUCCAGCACACUCCAUAUACCACUAAUGCGUAUGUGACCGUGGGGCCUUUAGCAAAGCAAGUAUUGCAUGGGAAGAAAGCAGUCAAGCUUGAAGUUCGUUCUGGACAGAAAAGCAGUCUGACUAACUUGAAAUCUAACAAGCGCAGCAGAUCUAGCGGACUAGAAUUUAAGCUUGAUGAGCUGCGAAAGGAACUUGCUUCGCUUGAUGGUGGGAUUUUCCCUCACUCGGUACUAUCCACUCAGCAAAUCAGCGUGUUGAGUGAAAAGAAGCCAGAAUCAAUGGAAGAGUUAGAGAAGAUGAUCGGAAAGGUGAAGGCUGAGAAAUAUGGUGAAAAGAUUUUGGAUGAAAUCAAAAGUUAUGAACCCAAGAAUGAGAUAGAAGAGGAGCCUUCUGUUAAAAAAAACAAGAAGCCACUAGUUGUCAUAGAAAGCAGUGAAGAUGAAGCAUGAAAAUAGUUUUUAUAUGAUGUGCUAAUCAUCAUCAAAUAUUAAUAUUGCAUUGUAAUUGGAUUAACUGCAACCGUGCGACUCUGAAUCAAGUUAAUUUAUCUAAUUUGAAAAGUAUUUUGUUAGUUGUUAUUA